This is a messenger RNA of Owenia fusiformis, 1072 nucleotides long. NCBI's taxonomy places the organism in Eukaryota, Metazoa, Annelida, Polychaeta, Sabellida, Oweniidae. The record is from the annotation of a GenBank genome assembly.
GAGUUAUUGAGCUUUCACAAUAAAAUUGAUCUGUCUGAAUUCAAAAAAUCAAUAAAAUAAGUAAAAUACAGACAAUAUCUUCAUUGCAACAGAUGCACAUUUGCAAUUCAAUACAAAUACAGAUUACUAUGACAAAAGACUAACUAGUGGAAUCUAAUGAAAAUACAACAAUAAGGCAAACAAUUACAACAUAUAUGGACAGACAUACAGUUAAAACCGAAGACUGUCAAUAAGCAAGACAAAGGAAAAAGCAAUUAAUUAUAUUGUAAAUAAGAUAAAUGACUUAAACAAAACUAAAAAGCAAAAGACAUCACAAAUAAGACAGACAGAUCAAACCUAAGGGUCACUUUCAACUAGAAAGACUGCCAUGAAAACAUAAAAGGCGAUAAAAAUCAAUGAUUUUGGUAAUAAGCAAUUAAAAAUAUUAACCCGUGAAAAUAAAAAUUAACAGUGGCUCCUAAAGUGAAAUACCUGUGCAACAACUUUAACAAGAUGGAUGGGUGGAUGAAAGCUGUUGCAAUUUUUAGUAUAUUACAAAUACUAAUAUUGAUUAUCGAUUUUAUAAAAGGAUACUUCCAUCUAGGAGUGUCAGGUAGUUCCAUCUAUUUAGUGGAAUCAGAUGCACAUCUCGGACUUGCUGUUGGAUAUAUUGUAACUGUGCUGUUCAUGCUCCUAACUGGCGUAAUAUAUGCCCUGUAUAGAUUGGAGAAAAAAGAACAGACGAGGCGACACAUGGAAAAAGUGUGUUUCGUAACUGAAUGUUCAAGUUCCGACACAGAAAAAUCACAUAGGAUACAGAUUGAUGAUGCUUCUACGCCAAACAGUAAUGUGAAAAAUAAUGGUGUAUUUGCCACAUAGUUUUACACCAUGGUGCCAUAGAAUAUAUUACUUAAGGCAGGCUUCGUAAGAUGAAUUUCAAACAUGUAAUGUGAAAGGUCAUAGUUAACUAGUCAGAUUACUCAUUCUAUUGUGCCUUAAUAUAUAAUAACAAGACCAAGUGCAAUAUUUGUACCAUAUCGAUAUAGUCUAUAUACUGGUUCAUGUAUACAUACAUGAUGUGAUAUUUUAUGUC